AUGUCAGCUGUUUAUUUUCGUGCCGUGCACUUUGACAAUGGUAAGCAGUCCUUUCUUGAUCUGGUUUUGCACGUAAUGCCAACGUGGCAUAUGACAACACAACCGUCAGUACACGCGGCUGCUAAUGACACGGGCUCAAGCGACUUGGCCGACAACCUUGGUGUUUGCAAGAUGAUGAGUUUGCAUCACCACCAGUACAAGACAAUUGAGAACUUUGAGACGUUGGACAAGGCAAAGCUCUUCAUGCAGAACGUACCAGGUGAUAUGUUCCUGGAUGCAAAAGUACUGGAAGAUCGAAUGGCACGGGUGUUUCUCCAUGUGCAAACUUCCCGAAAGACACCCCGUGAGAUGUAA
Molecule: messenger RNA, 354 nt
Organism: Peronospora belbahrii
Lineage: Eukaryota; Oomycota; Peronosporomycetes; Peronosporales; Peronosporaceae
Source: the annotation of a GenBank genome assembly